Messenger RNA from Prosopis cineraria, 839 nucleotides. RefSeq names its product V-type proton ATPase 16 kDa proteolipid subunit-like. Lineage: Eukaryota; Viridiplantae; Streptophyta; Magnoliopsida; Fabales; Fabaceae. Bases 123 to 617 code for a protein of 164 amino acids. Gene Ontology annotation, molecular function: proton-transporting ATPase activity, rotational mechanism. The transcript has 3 exons. Gene Ontology annotation, biological process: proton transmembrane transport. Gene Ontology annotation, cellular component: proton-transporting V-type ATPase, V0 domain. The record is from RefSeq and is a predicted model, not a curated record.
CCUAUCAAUUGCCUUGAUCGAAACGAACAAAUCAAUUAUUGGACAUUGAAUUAUUUGCUUUGAUCCGAUCUCUUCCAUCUUCAUCUUCCAUUCCAAGGAGAAGGAGAAGAAGUCUGUGUGAGAUGGCAGGUUUCAGCGGUGACGAAACUGCUCCUUUUUUCGGCUUCCUCGGAGCCGCUGCUGCUCUCGUCUUCUCCUGUAUGGGAGCUGCAUAUGGAACUGCAAAGAGUGGAGUAGGCGUAGCUUCCAUGGGUGUUAUGCGGCCCGAGCUGGUUAUGAAAUCCAUUGUUCCAGUAGUUAUGGCUGGAGUGCUGGGUAUUUAUGGACUAAUUAUUGCUGUUAUUAUUAGUACUGGAAUAAACCCCAAGGCUAAAUCAUACUAUCUCUUUGAUGGCUACGCCCACUUGUCAUCUGGCCUUGCUUGUGGCCUUGCUGGACUCUCUGCUGGAAUGGCAAUUGGAAUUGUUGGUGAUGCUGGAGUUCGGGCAAACGCCCAGCAACCGAAGCUGUUUGUUGGUAUGAUUCUUAUAUUGAUCUUUGCCGAAGCUCUUGCUCUCUAUGGCCUCAUCGUGGGUAUCAUUCUCUCAUCCCGAGCAGGCCAAUCUCGUGCUGAUUAGUUCGGAGGAUAAAUUUUAGAUCAUAGUCAAAUACUAUUGUUUUCCCAUGAUUACAUUUAUUUUAGCUGGCAACUCCUCUUUCCGAAAUCUGAAUUCGGUCGGUUUUAUGUUGUAUUUUCUUGCGGGAUUAUUCAUUUGGAUGGAUUGAUAUUGAAGUAACGCUAAUCUAGAGUUCUGUGAAACAUUCAAAAUAUUCUCCUAUAAACGAUCAAAAUUUAUGUA